Zygotorulaspora mrakii is the source of this 2592-nucleotide messenger RNA. RefSeq names its product Hir2p (gene HIR2). Bases 1 to 2592 code for a protein of 863 amino acids. Gene Ontology annotation, biological process: regulation of DNA-templated transcription; chromatin remodeling; DNA-templated transcription. NCBI's taxonomy places the organism in Eukaryota, Fungi, Ascomycota, Saccharomycetes, Saccharomycetales, Saccharomycetaceae. Gene Ontology annotation, molecular function: nucleosome binding; protein binding. The transcript has a single exon. Gene Ontology annotation, cellular component: HIR complex; nucleus. The record is from RefSeq and is a predicted model, not a curated record.
AUGAAACUGUUGAAAUAUCCGCUCGCCGAGCAUGAUAGAGGUGUGAAUGCAUUGGCAGCUAUAGGGUCUUGGUUACUAUUGGCAGAUAUUGACGGUCACGUGCAAGUAUGGUCACAAGCAAGGUUGGUGGAAGCAGCCUUUAAUGGUAGUAAGAUCAAGAAUUUGUGCAUGGAAUAUAGCCUAGCCAUGACAAAUACGGGGAGUCCGGAAGAUCGAAACAUUUUCUUCCUGUUAGGAGACGAGCAAAAGCUAUUUGUUGGUACCGAACAAAGACUUUUCUGUUACAGGCGAUGGUUGGAAAAAGAUAAGGUCGAGAUCAGUCAAAUAUUUGAUUGCAAGCCACCUAGCACUAUCACAGAUGUCAAGUAUGACUCAGUCAACGAUGUCUUAUUUAUAUUGCAAAGCAAAGUGAACUGUAUUUUAAUUUUGAAUGCUGGGAGCAUGAAGCGAUUGGCUAAAAUUUCGUUGUCGGACACAAUGGCGCCAAUAACGGGAGUCAUUGAUCCCAUGGGACAAAUAUUCAGUGUGAUGGUAUCCGAUAGGUCUGUUUUGGUUUAUCAGUAUAACGCAAAAGGGUCAUUUAAACUGCAUCAAAAAUUGGGCCAAUCUGUCGACAUCAAUCCGUUACAUUACAACAUAACAAUGUCACCUCAAGCAGAUGUAUUACCCGUGAUAAAUUCUUUGAAAGGAAGUUCGACUACUACGUCGACCUCCAUACUGUUACUAGAUCGAAAUGAUAAUUAUAAGACAUCCACUACAUUGGUCUCUAUACCUUCAAAUAAAUGCAAAGUGCUGAAAUUUUCACCAGUAAUUUAUGAGAAAACUAAUGCUAAAAAGGGUAUCAAGACAAGAUAUAACCUACUUGCAACCUCCGGCUCCAAAGACGGUACUGUCGUUGUUUGGAAUACAAAGAGAGUAAAGCCACUUUUCAACGCCAUUCGGGUUUCGGAGACUCCUAUAAUAGAUAUGGCGUGGUCUUGUGAUGGUCUAAAACUUUUUGUCAUUUCUAAUGAUAAUGUCCUUUACAAUUUUGCCUUUCAAGAGAACGAUCUGGGCGAUGUUCUUGACGAUAAAGAAAUGAAGUCCUUACGUGCAAAUAAUCAAAAGCUAAUGCCGUUACCUGAAGCAGAGGAAAAACCAGAAGAGACGACUGUUAAGCUGGAAAAAGACAAGUCUUUGUCAUUACUUGAUACUGAUAAUGUGAAGACGACAACCGGUAAAAAAGUCACAAAGAAAAAACUGCCUUCUGAUUUGUUGAAAACCACACAGAGCACUACAAUGGAGUUUAAUGGGCCCUCUUACAAUGUACCGAAGGAUCUGAAGCGUAAACCCAAGACGGAUCUCUCUAAGGAAGUUAAUGGUAAUAAAAAAAUGAAAAAGGAUUUGGAGCCGAUGGAUUUCCUCGAUACAGGUUUGCUAUUGCCCAUGGUAUCCUUUUCAAAAAUUAGGCUUGCAAGUCCUAAGGUUCGUUUGAAUUUCAAGUAUUCUCCUCCUUCCAAAGGAAACCUUGUCUUUGAUAUCAAGAAUGGCUCGGGCAAUGAGCAAAAGCCAACAAUUUUUACAUUAACAUCCAAAAUAGAGGAGCAAGAAAAGAUCUUGUUUCAAGAUUUCCUCCCUAAAUUCAUCAAUAUAUGUACCGGAGGUGAUUCAUUCUGGGCCUGCAGUAGCACUGAUGGUUUCAUCUAUGUUUACUCAGAUUCAGGGAAAAAAAUUAUGCCACCUUUAUGUCUGGGAGUGCCAUGUAGCUUCCUUGAAGCUUGUGGAAGUCAUUUACUUUGUAUUACGAGUGCUGGUCAAAUGUAUUGCUGGGAUAUGUUUGCAAAAAAGUUACUAUUUCCCAUUAAUACAGUCUACCCACUUUUGGAUCCAUCCUUACGAUACACGGAUGACAUUUUAACUCGUGCAGAAAACAUAACGAUGUGUGCAGUUACACAAAGAGGUGUACCUUUGAUAACCUUAAGUAAUGGCAAUGGAUAUAUGUUCGACAAAGAUAUGGAGACAUGGCUUCUCAUAAGCGACGGAUGGUGGGCAUAUGGUUCUCAAUAUUGGGACAUGACUAAUAUCUCAAGUCUAAGUCUGAACGGUGGAAAUGACGAAGAAAAGAGGAAUAAAGGCUGGAAGUCAGGCGAUGCUCAAAUGUUGACUUCCAAAAUUAUACAGAAUAAGGAGAGCAUUGUCAAUUAUAUUGAGCGCAAGACAAAUGAUGAACUAAGUCGUAAAGGUCGCAUUAAGAACUUGCAACGUUUCGCAAGAACGAUUUUGAUGAAAGAAGGUUAUGAAAACUUGGAAGAGAUCGUAACAUUGUCACAUCUCGAAAACAGAUUACUUGUCACUUUGAGGCUAGACGAUUGCGAAGAGUUCUCAAAUAUUUUAUCAGUCUAUUGUAUAAGAUUGAGUGAGCUAGGUUAUAGUGAUCGUUUAGAUGACGUAUUGCAGUGGUUGUACAACAAUGGCAAUAUGGAUGGAUCAAUUGCAGGUAAUUCAAGACGGGAUUUACUGCAAUCUGUUUUGAUGCAUUGUUCCAAUUUUAGGCAUGUACAAAGAGUCACAACCAGUUACGCAUCUGCUUUAGGGUGGUACAAUAACGAAUAA